CUGUUCGUGAUUCUUGGGUGCACGCCGAAUCGGGAGUUGAGUGGGGGUUUCCCCACUAGGUUCUUUCAAUAGUUCCACCAAAAAAUGGGAAGGGUGCUGUUUUGUAAGCUUUGUUGUUUUUUACUAGUUGCAUGAUAUGAAAUAUUAUCUAGGUUACAGAGUACCGUAAGAUCUACAUACAUGAAAGGGUUUCUCACUAGUGCUUGGCUUAUUGUCAGAAUUUUAUACUAUCCUCGUAGUCACUUGGGAAGAGGGAUUGCUUGCUAAUUAAUUGAUUUAGUAGGGCUCAUCCCUUGUGGCCUGUCCAUCCUCACGCAGGUGUGACCUGAGCACAAGGACAGCCGAGCCCAAGUCAGGUGGCAGCUUUAGUCUACAGUUUCUGUUCUUCCCAGGACUUCCCGAAACCGUGGUGACAAGCCCAGUAAACACUUCCUCUUUCAAACUGCUUUGUUCAGUUUUAUCAAAGGAACAGAAAAGCUAUCUUAGAACACAUAAUCUUGAUUUUUCUGCUCGGUGGUAUACCACAAGAGGCCAAGGCUGCAGCCGGGCCUUCCUCUUUCCCACCCGGUCCAGCAGACUCUUUUGCGGCAUUGAUAAGAGGGGUAAGCCCCGAAGUUUUAAGGUGGUGGCGACUGUAAACUUGAUUCUGGAGUCCAUGGCUUGGUGGGCACACGACGGACUGAGUUCCGACUCUCCCGUUGCUAUGCUGGACGUCUGGGCAUCUGAGACGCGAUGCGGGCGACGAUCCACCCAACCACCAUUUGACCGACGGCAUUUCCUACUCAUUGUGAAGCUCGCCUUUGGGUUCCAUUCGUCUCAUUCGGCUUCUUGGGGUUUCGUUUUCAUCUUUUCUCAAACCUACAAGUUAGAAGUAAUCUCCAGCUCACAGCGAGAGGAAGUCCCCCGUCCUUCAGACUCCAGGUCACUACGAAGGUAGGAAAGCCGUCAGCGCGAGCCAUUGGAGGGACUCAGGGCUGGCAGUCGUCAUUGCGAUUGGCUCAAGUAGACGGAAAACACUAGCUUUCCUUAUUCAUGCUGAGUUCUGAUUGGGCGUGACAUAAAAUAGCUUUUCUACAGGCCAAACCUGGUGUUGCUAAGUGAUAAGUCCCGCCUUCAAAGAUCUUUGAGAACAGUUUUACGGGCUGUAAGGCAAAUUGUGAUUGGUCAGAGCGCUCACGGAUGCUGUGGUAGUAAACACAGCCGGGGUCCUGGGAUUGCGGAUUGGUCAGAUUUUCAGGACGUCACUCCUACCGUGGGCCCGCCCUCCUGAUGAUUGGCCAUUGGAGGCCUGUGGGGGCGGUGACAUGGGUACCUCACAUCCGUUUACCGUAGGCCUCCGCAGGGUUCUCAAAGAACCGCGCGAACGGGCUGAAGGAGCCGGGAGCGAGGGGCGGGGCGGGCGGAAGUCACAGCCGGGGAAGCCAGUCUGGACCUUCCCGCCUCCUUCCUCAGGGUCGGUCCGAGCGGAGGAGGGCCAACCGCCUCCUCCUGCGAGGAGAAGGGGGGCGGAGCCCGGCUCAGGUGAGGCGACCCUAUCAGCUAGAGUGACCUGGGCGCGCGCGCGCAGGGCGCGCUCACGUGCAGGCGGUUGUGCACCGGGAGCGCGCGGAGGCAUCGGGGAGCGCGCAGCCGUUCCGGGGCCGUCUGUCCGCCCUGUCUUACUGCUGAGGGGUAUUGUUACCCUUCGCCUCGGUGGGGCCAGGAGGGUGGUAGCUCAGUUCUUGUGCGCAGGCGUCCCCUGUGUCCCGACGCCUGGCUGUCGGCGCGGGGUGGGGCAGGGACUGGUGCCCUGCAGAUCUGCUGCUGGACAUGGAGCCUCUCGGGAUGCUGUGGGGACCCGCGCUCGGGAUCUGCAUCCUGGCGGGAUGAACCGAGGAGCGGCUGCCCUGCGGGAUGGAGGCGAGUGGCUCGCUUGCUCCUGCCCUGGGUCCUCCUGAGCGAUGAGGUUUCGUUUCAUCAGAGCAAGGCCAUAAGCUGUCUGGAUUCGGGAGCCAGCGGCCGACAACAGGGGUGGAGUCAGCGUUUGGGAAUGUCCCAACUUGUUAGACAAAAGUGUUUAGUAGGCAUUUAUUGAAUGGCCACUUCUUCCAGGCUUCUUGCGAGGAGCUGUGGGGCGCGGUGGUAAGAGACAGCGGUCUCAUCUUCCCCUGGAGGACCGACUGCUUUGCACAUAAACAACAGUAGAAAUAAGGGAGCGGAUUAAGGGUUUCUGCUCUUUGUUUUGUUUUCCUAAAGUGCCACUUAGUAUGGUCAGUCUGCGUCCGAGCAUCGUGGCGAACACUGUAGGAACCACAUUCUGCUUAUUUUUAUUUUUGGAGGAAAAUUUUUGGGUCAAAGACUCAGCAAGGUCUUGAUUACCUUAGUAGUGUCAUCUGAGUCUAGGUAAUUGAAAUUAAUAAAACUCGCAAUUUUCAAGGACUGAAAGAAAAAUAUUUCCAAAAUAUGUUCUUGUACUGUUGAGUUGAAUUUACAUACAUUUAAGUUUUUAGAGAUUGAAGGGAAUACUGUGCCUUACUCGUUCGUGAUUUGUCUUUGUAUGACAUGUGUGCUUUAUAUGGUUUUAAAAAGUGGACCGGGCACUUCGUAAGUUUGCUAAAGAUUUUUGCUUUCAUUUGCUGAAAAGUCUCAUGGUUGGCAAUAAGCUAAAGGCUUACUGGGUAGGGGAAAGGAGAUGGGCAAAAGAGAGUGUUAACAGAAAGAAAAGCUUGCAAGCUAAAGGAAGGCCACUUUAACCCUUCUGGAAAUCUCAGCGAGCUUGGGAAGACAAGAGACAGAGCUGGCCUCUGCUGCAGCCUUGGUGACCCGCCAGGACAAUGGAUUUUCCUGGUCACUUUGAGCAGAUCUUUCAGCAGCUGAACUACCAGAGACUUCAUGGGCAGCUGUGUGACUGUGUCAUUGUAGUGGGGAACAGGCAUUUCAAAGCCCACCGCUCCGUGCUGGCAGCAUGCAGUACGCAUUUCCGAGCACUGUUCUCGGUGGCGGAAGGAGAUCAGACCAUGAACAUGAUCCAGCUAGAUAGUGAGGUGGUGACAGCCGAGGCCUUCGCCGCCCUGAUUGACAUGAUGUAUACCUCCACCCUCAUGCUAGGGGAGAGCAACGUUAUGGAUGUCUUAUUGGCAGCCUCUCACCUGCAUCUGAACUCUGUUGUUAAGGCAUGUAAACAUUACCUGACGACAAGGACGCUCCCCAUGUCUCCCUCUAGUGAGCGUGCUCAGGAGCAGAGUGCCCGCAUGCAGCGCUCUUUUAUGCUGCAGCAGCUGGGACUCAGCAUUGUGAGCUCAGCCCUCAGUUCCAGCCAGAGUGCGGAGGAGCCGACAGCCCCUAUGAGCUCAUCCAUGCGCAGUAGCCUGGACCAGCGGACCCCCUUCCCCAUGAGACGCCUUCACAAGCGCAAACAGUCCGUAGAGGAGCGGGCCCGGCAGCGCCUGCGACCCUCCAUGGAGGAAUCUGCCAUUUCAGAUGUUGCUCCAGAGAGCGGGCCUGCGGGAGUUCAUUCCCGGGAGGAAUUCUUCUCACCGGAUUCUCUGAAAAUUGUGGAUAAUCCUAAACCCGAUGGGAUGGCUGACAACCAGGAAGACAGUGCCAUGAUGUUUGAUCGGCCUUUUGGUGCCCAAGAAGAUGCUCAAGUGCCCAGCCAGUCAGAUGGCAGUGCUGGCAACAUGGCCUCUCGUGCAACUCAGGUUGAAACGAGUUUUGAACAAGAGGCUGUGGCUGAGAAAGGCAGUUUCCAGUGUGAAAAUCCUGAGGUUGGCCUCGGGGAGAAGGAGCACAUGAGAGUGGUGGUGAAAUCGGAGCCCCUGAGCUCUCCUGAGCCGCAGGAUGAAGUGAGUGACGUGACCUCCCAAGCAGAGGGCAGUGAGUCUGUGGAGGUGGAAGGAGUGGUGGUCAGUGCCGAGAAGAUAGACCUCAGCCCUGAAAGCAGUGACCGGAGCUUUUCCGAUCCCCAGUCCAGCACCGACAGGGUCGGGGACAUCCACAUCUUGGAAGUCACGAAUAAUCUAGAACAUAAGACCUCUUUUAGUAUUUCCAAUUUUCUCAACAAGAGCAGGGGGAGUAACUUCAGUGCAAGUCAGAGCACUGACGACAACCUCCCAAACACCACCAGUGACUGUAGGCUCGAGGGCGAGGCCCCUUACCUGUUGAGUCCAGAGGCUGGGCCAGCAAGUGGGCCUUCCUCUGCCCCUGGUUCCCAUGUAGAGAACCCGUUCAGUGAGCCUGCAGACUCCCACUUCGUCAGACCUAUGCAGGAGGUGAUGGGCCUGCCCUGUGUGCAGACCUCAGGCUACCAAGGAGAACAAUUCGGGAUGGAUUUUUCCAGGUCUGGCUUGGGUCUCCACUCUUCCUUCUCCAGGGCCAUGAUGGGUUCCCCACGAGGAGGGGCCAGUAACUUUCCAUAUUACCGACGAAUAGCUCCAAAAAUGCCAGUGGUAACUUCUGUCAGGAGCUCACAGAUCUCUGAAAACUCAGCCAGUUCCCAGCUAAUGAUGAACGGGGCCACCUCAUUUGAAAAUGGCCACACCUCCCAGCCUGGCCCUCCGCAGUUGACCAGGGCGUCUGCUGAUGUCUUGUCAAAGUGCAAGAAGGCCUUAUCGGAGCACAAUGUCUUGGUUGUGGAGGGAGCUCGAAAGUAUGCCUGCAAAAUCUGCUGUAAAACCUUCCUGACUCUGACGGACUGCAAGAAGCACAUCCGGGUCCACACGGGAGAAAAGCCGUACGCCUGCCUCAAGUGUGGCAAACGGUUCAGUCAGUCCAGCCACCUGUACAAACACUCGAAAACGACCUGCCUGCGCUGGCAGAGCAGCAACCUCCCGAGCACCCUGCUCUGAUCGCUCCUCGCCACAGCGCACAGGCCAGUCUGCACUGAAACUAAAACCGCUGUAGGCAGGCAGCUCUUGUCACUGGACUCGGUCUCACUGCCCAGUGGCUCUCAUGAAUUUCAGCCGAGAGUAAGCAGAGAACUGUUAGGUGUAGCCCUUACUAACCUGCACAUUUCUUAGGGUGGAGGAAUGCAGUCCUAAAGUAGGUUGUCACUGUUGUUAAGAAUAUCGAAUUUAAAAAUGAAAGUGCAGAAAACAUUUUAACACUAUUUUAAAGCUCUGUGAAGCAUUUAAUUAAAUGUCCUGUAUCCUGUGAUGGGAGUAUUCCAUCCCUGUACAGCAAUGCAGAACAUACCGUGUGUAACCAGGUGACUUGGUGCUAUCUGGAAAAAAAAAAAAAAAAAAGGUCCUGGAGGACAAGGCUGUCUGCCACAGAUGCUUAAAGUGUACCCUGAGCUAGCCCAGGCCUCUGAAAGUCCUGUGGAUUUUUUAUUUCUAUCUGAGUCGCAGUCACAGACACUGCCCUCUGAUGGUGCUCACACUGAGUCCAGGGAAAUAUGCCCUUGGACUACCAGGUGUAUAGACUUUUGAAUACAUCUCUAUGGCAUAGGUGUUUUUAGUAACUUUUCUGUUUGUUUUAAGAACUAAAGUUGUAAUGGAGUGUGUACUUGUAGGAGUGACAGUGAGGUGUUUCUGUCCGUGCUGUGUUAGCAGGGUUUUAACCAACGUGUAUUUCUGAUACUGUACUUGUCUGAUGUAAGUGGGAAGCUAGUGUCCGUCUUUCCUCUGGUGAUACGGAGUCCUGUGUAUGGGUUCUCACGGCGCAUUUGCCUUUCACGCCAUCUGGAUGCCCAAGGCCACCCAAGAUCAGCUGCCCUUGACCUUGUCACUUCUCACUCCCAAGCGCCAUAGAACACCUCUCCUGGGCGUAACCAGUUAGACUAACCACAGCAGCGCUGCUGUAGUUUUCUUCCUGUUGUGUAUGCUCUCACAGCUACACCUCAGCUUUCAGUGGUGUCCCUCCUCUAACUCAAUGUUGAAUCAGACUUAACUGUAGGAGUGUUCAUGUCUCCUCAGUUCUUCACAGGCUCUGGAAGAGUCAGGCAGCCUACAGCAUAGAAUUCACCAAAAAUACCCAAGAUUCUCGGGGUGGCAUUCAGUUCUCUGUCCCCUGAUAACCAUGCUGCCAGGGCUGCUGCAUCCUGACAUGCACCCAGGAGAAUAGCACAGGUUCAUGCAUAUCUGUAAGCUAAAGAUGAACAAGAAUGUUUUUCAUACUUUUUUCAGAGAUACCAAACCAUUGUACACAAUUCAGAGAAAUUCAUUAACUUUAGAGAGCCACUUAUUUCUGUAUAUCCUAAAACAAAAAUGAGCAUGUGUCUUCUCUUAAGCUGGUGUGACCAUGAAUCUGUGGCUUGACCUGUAAUGCUCUGAGAGGGCAUGACAUCUGAGCUGAUUCCCAGGGAAGCAAGCCCGAAUGGCAGGCUGGACUCCUGCUGCUGAGCAGCUGUGGGAAAGACCACUGAAGGCACUGGGGUCACUUGAGAAGAUGCUGUGCGGCUGAUGGUCAGCAGUCCUGUUGAGACACCAUGGGGUGGGUCUCUAUAUAUCACCUUUAUAGGGACCAGUGGGAGUCAGGUGGGUCAGCAUGGAGAACCAGAGCGGCCCUGCUGGGUGAGGAGCCAAUAUCACAGGCAUAGACUAGCAGUUGUCCUUCCUGUCUUAGGGACGUGGUGCUUCAAGUCUGCCCCUCACCUUGGCUUCGAUACAAGUGGACUUUGCUCUGGGGCCUGUCCCUGGCGCUCGACGGAGCUUGCCUCUCUGCUGCUGGGUGGACCUGGAAUCUCAUCUACCUCGUAGUCAGUCUCCAUGGGAGAAGCAAGCUUGAGGCCAGUGUCCUCCGACAUGCCGUAGCACUUAAAGAUUUCCAAGGGUCCCUGGGAAACAAGCCCAGGGUCGCUGCAACCUGGAGUUUCACUGGGAUUCUAACUGGGACUGGGGACCUGACUUUUGAUUUUUAGCCUUAAUUCUAGCCCGGCAUAAUCAUGUACAAUUUUUUGGAGGUGGCAUCAAGUGUAGGGGAACCCUAUCAGGUGCUAACGCUGGCCAAAACAGAUUUUAAAAUUAAAAAUUUGUCAUAUCCAUGCCUCUAAA
Mus caroli (Ryukyu mouse) is the source of this 6971-nucleotide messenger RNA. It is a transcript of the gene Zbtb5, whose product is annotated as zinc finger and BTB domain containing 5. Gene Ontology annotation, molecular function: RNA polymerase II cis-regulatory region sequence-specific DNA binding; protein binding; DNA-binding transcription factor activity, RNA polymerase II-specific. Gene Ontology annotation, biological process: regulation of transcription by RNA polymerase II. The record is from RefSeq and is a predicted model, not a curated record. NCBI's taxonomy places the organism in Eukaryota, Metazoa, Chordata, Mammalia, Rodentia, Muridae.